AUGCCAUGGUCCAAGAUGGGAGGGUCGUUGGUAUACUUGACUGGGAGUAUGCUGCCUAUUUUCCUAUCUGGUAUGGAUAUCUCGGCCUCUCUCGGUUUUACAGAUAUGGACGUUGAAUGGAUGAGUUUGCUGCAAGAGCGCUUAGGCGCACACGGCGAGGGGUAUGAAGAUGCCAAGGCAUUUUGGAAGGAUAUGUGUAAUCUAAGACGGUAUCUGGAUUUGGAUGAGAAGGGUCAGGAAACAUUGAAGAGACUAUCUUAG
This is a messenger RNA of Penicillium crustosum, 261 nucleotides long. RefSeq lists its product as uncharacterized. The transcript has a single exon. The record is from RefSeq and is a predicted model, not a curated record. NCBI's taxonomy places the organism in Eukaryota, Fungi, Ascomycota, Eurotiomycetes, Eurotiales, Aspergillaceae. The coding region runs from base 1 to 261 and encodes 86 amino acids.